CAUAUGCGUUGCCAAAUACAAAUACGAUGGCGCGCGACUCAGUGUGGUCGAAAGCUCCAUGCGAUAAUGUCGUGUCGCCGUGAUGUGAGCGAAUAGAGGCGAAGUGAAGAAUUUUCUAUUGUGCGCGUGUGUGUGUGUAUUUUUUUUAAUUGAAUUCUAUACACAAACUGUGUCUUUUAUUAAGAAUAGCAGCGCGGAGCUGCGUACGGAACGCCAAUAAUAUUAUUAUUAUGUGAAAUACUGGAAAUUAGGCAAAGAGAAUAAAAGGGGGGUAGAGCAGAGCCUCAACUGAUGAAUUAACAACGCGAAGUGCGAAAUAGUUGCACAAAUUUACAUCCAACGCAACGUUGUCGGCGGCAGAGGCGGUGCCUUUGUUUUGUCUCUUCGUGACAAUGUGCUAAACAUUAAUUAUUAACAAUUCACACAAAAACACGCAACAAGCUAGUGAACGCGCAAAUUUAUAAUAGAAAAAAAAAGCUUAAAAAAUAUAUAAAUAUUAAAAUUAAAUUAUAUUAUAUUAAAUGCUUGUGUAGAACGAACGCGUGCGACGACGACGAAGCUUAAGCGGCAUACCAACGAACGCCGCGUACCGCCGUGUCUCUGCUAAAGUGAGAAAGUGAAAAACCCGCACGACGCCGCCUUUCCCUGCACAUAUGUGUGGCGAACAGUUAAAUUGCGGUAACGCGGCGUGUUCAGUGCUCAACAGACUCUCGAGCUCGUGGAAAGCGCGUCGGAAUAUUUAAAUACAUUGCAAUAGCUAUUCCGCACUACUGAUCGACACCUCGCUAUCCAGCGGUCUAAGUGCUCGUGGCUUGCGGUGUUUUUUGACGUCAAUCGCAAUAUUUUUGUUUAUGCUCCACCUGUGUGUAUGUACGCAUGUUCAUUCUUAUGUAUUGUACAUACAUAUGUAAGUUUAGAUGUUGACAGAUACUAUCAGGCUAAACAGUUUUCGGUGUUCGCCUGAUUACCGUUUGAUAGCUAGUGUGUCUGACCGUUGUACCGUCUGGCUAAUUGCUAAUUGCUACUGGCCGGCAGCCCACUCGGGUGCCAGAUGUGAUAAAGAAAACUUAAAUAGUUAUUACAACAAAAAGAAACACUGCCACUUUAAUCAGUUCAGCAGUAAAGUCAUUCAAGCCAACAUACAUGCAUGCAUACAUACAUACAUAUAUAUCGUCGACCCCAACAAAGCGGCUUGUUCUACUACUACGGAACGUUGUCGUUGUUGUAUACAAUAAUAUUUAUAGUUAAUCCAUUGAUGUUGCUUUUUAAGUCAAAUUUUCAUUUGUCAGUUCUGUGAACUGAUUUAUGUAUGUAUGUACGUGGACUGUUUGAAAGCGCCUUGAGGACGUAAAAAGAAGACACAACAAAUACGCUGAACAACAACAACAAUUGUGAAGACAGAGCCAGAGUCAUACACGCACGCACCGUGCGCAAGUAGUUGUUGGCUUAACUCGUUAACACCAAGAGCCAGGCAAAGCGUGCGCUAAAUAUUUGUCAUUAUCAUUAACGUGCGCGUAUUAAAUGUUAUCGGCUGUUGAGAAUUUCGGUGGCCCGUUGGUCGGACCGGCUGUUGCACUCUCACAUCAUCAUCCUCAUGCCGUCCACCACCUGCAAGCGCAACACCAUCAGCAUAUCAACACAGCGACACAACAUGAACGCGGCGGCGUUGGCUAUGCCUUGGACAUUAUAGGCGCCGAGGGUAGUGUACGCGUUUCGGCCGCCGCUCCCACGUCAGCGACAUCAGUACCCACUAGCUCUGCUGGCAUCAUUUCCGCUCAAGUACCGCUUACACCCAAUCAGCUGACGCAAUUGAAUGCAUUGCAAGCGCUUAAGCUACAACAACUGCAAGAGCAAUACGAACAGCAACUGAGUAAUUUUCUUAGCGCCUCCUCCGUCUCCACACAGUCUUCCACAGCGAUUGCUGGUGGUGUGGCUGUGCCGUUGCCACAUCGACCGCAGCCACAGGUGGCGGCGACGUUGAGUGAAGAACAGCAACAACAACAACAACACCACUAUAAUUUACAACACCAGUACCAGCAGCAACAGGAACACCAACAACAGCAGUUGCAACGUGAACAACAGUCAACCAGCGUCAAUCUGACGCUGCCCCCUACAAACGCACCAAAGUACAUGAGCUCGCCGCGCGAUACCUCAACCAUGAUGCCACUAACAGAAUUCACACAGCCACCAAAACCGAAACAUGAACAACAACGCGCCGCCAAGGAGAAUGUCCAAUGCGGUGCUAUGAAUUUAGUCACAAGCUCGAGUAAUACUUUCCCGAGCAGCACAAAUCCAUACCAAUUAAACUCAGCCAGCAGUAGUAACAGUAAUCCUGCCUCCAUAGACAAUAGUCGACCCUCCUCGACAUCUUCAUCGGUUGAUGUCGAGAACGAUGAGAGCAUGUCGCCCGUCAGCACGAAUGGACGUAAACUCUUCGAUCCCGCGGCGCUACUGCCCGGUAACGCGGCACUAAAACAGCCCACCUAUAGCGAAACGAGCGCCUCCUCAGCAGCUGCCGCUGUCGUUGCUGCCUAUCAAUAUAAUUACGCGCACUUGUAUGGAGCUAGUGCUGGCGGCGGCGGCGGCGGACGACCAGUAACUGGUCUCUACAAUGCGCCCGUCAUAUUUGCCGCUGCCGCCGCACAUAAUCAACACGUGCCACAUGUGAUACAGCAUCCCAGCGCCGUGCACGGCCCUGCGUCGCCCGCCGCCUACCUCAACGCAUUGGCGACACAUACAGCGGCAAUUUCGCCGACCGAAAGUGGCGUUUAUUCUGCGGAAUAUUUCAAGGCGUUACAAAAUGCUGUCGCAGCGGGUGUAUUUCAAGCAGUGCCGCCCACCCACACAACACCCGUCUUCCCAAUAUCACCGCUCGCCAACAGUGGUAGUAGCAGCAAUUCAACGCUACCGGCUACCGUCAGUAUGCCAAAGACACGUCAACGUUGCGCCGCGACGGGUUCGAUGCCAACGCAGGCGCCAAUCGCGUCACCACCGGCAAAGUGUGAGCAACGUAAUGCGACGACAACAAAGCUUUCCACUGGCACUUAUCUGUAUGAGAAGGCGAAAAGAUCGCCACCUGACACGCCGUCGGAUACGGAGAAAUUCUUUAAGAUACCCAGCGGCAAAGAGGGCUCGCUUAAGCAUCGCAUACUUACGCGACCACCGAGCGCUGACAAAACGCCAGCGGCAACAGCAGUCACGACGGCAAGUUCGGCGCUGGGCACGGACUCUGGCAAAACUCCUGUUAUGCGUACGUACAACUCCACAUCCAGCUUUAAGAAGGGUUCAUAUAUCGAACUCUCAAAUGGUUCACUGCGUCGGGUGGAAGAUAUGCGCACGGAGGAUUUUAUACAAUGUGCUGAACGUAGUCCACACCAUCAACUGAUAGAGUCAACGGUGGUAAAAAUCAGCGCCAGCCCAACGUCGUCCUCUGUAGUUAUUGCAUUUAGUUACGACCGGAAUCAAUCCAAGGUUGACAUGGAGAUCUCCACCGAGUAUCCAUUCUUCGUCUACGGCCAAGGCUGGGCGUCCUGCAAUCCAGAAUUGUCAUAUAAAGCUUUCGGUUUGAAGUGUCAACGUCUACAAGUCGGCGAUAUUUGCAUUUCUCUUACCAAACGCGAACCACCGAAUAUUCAUAUAAACAAUAAUAACAACAACAUAACUAGUAGUAAUAAUAAUAAUAACAGCAACAACAACAACAACAACAACAACAACAACAACAACAACAACAAGCCUACAUAUAUACAUGACCCAACAACGACGACAACAACAGCAACAACAACAACGCCCAUAACAACAAAUGAAACACAUGGCGCCGAACGUGAUCUCCAACCGCUCAUACUGAGCGAAAGUGUCUACGCUACACACCUAAAGUCCGCCGGUAUGUGUCCGCCACCAACCACCGCACAAUAUCAACUACUGCGCAGCCCACACGGUGGAACAGUGCAUUUUAUGCCACCACCACCCACACACCUGCUCGCCAAUGCACCACCCACACCCGAAGCAUACGCUCACUUUGUAUUUCCCACGCCGCCACAACAGCAGCAGCAGCACCACCACCCACAAGUGUCAUCGACAACAACAGUUUUGCAUAAUACGCGCAUGCAACAUAGCAGCGAUUUAACCUCAACACCACCAAUGAUGAAUAGCAGCAGCACAAGGCCAAUGGCUGAUGCAUGCGAACAGUCGGCUGUAGCGACAGCGUCAGCGCGCAAACGUCGUUGGUCGGCGCCGGAGAGUUUCUCCAACAGCGAAGACGAUGAUGAUGAGGAUGCGCACGCGGCAACAGAUUACCAACCACCACCAGUGAGGCAAAAAUCAGCGCCAACUGCAGCGGUGAGUAGCAAUUAUAAGCCCUACUUACCGGCAACAAACAUGAGAUUGCCGGCAACUGGACAAUUAUACUGUGAUUUCUCAACAAAUUACAAAUAGCAAAAGAUCUCAUUGUUGGCGUGUGAAUCGCAACGAGUCAGGGUCGCCUGACCUUGUGCGUGUUGGGUGGUGUACGCUGGGCGUUGUGGCAAUGACGCAGGAGACUGUUUAUUUGAUGAAACUCUUUUCAUGUUGCAUUUGUUCGAUGGGAAGCUGCAUAUAUUAGUUAAAAAAAAAAAAAUUUUUACGCCUGCAAUUUUACAACUCGUGUUAAACGCAUGAAAGAAGCAACAAUUGCCAUAUCGAUCUUGUCGACCUCCAUAAUCCAUGUUUAGAAAGUCAAAGGUAAACUGAGUGAGUUUGAAAACAAUAAUAUUCGUGUAUGCAAACUGGCGUUAUUUAUCAUUUUAUGCAAAAAAAAAAAAAAAAAAAA
Messenger RNA from Ceratitis capitata (Mediterranean fruit fly), 4804 nucleotides. RefSeq names its product ataxin-1 (gene Atx-1). Gene Ontology annotation, molecular function: protein binding; RNA binding. The transcript has 4 exons. Bases 1522 to 4431 code for a protein of 969 amino acids. The record is from RefSeq and is a predicted model, not a curated record. Gene Ontology annotation, biological process: regulation of DNA-templated transcription. NCBI's taxonomy places the organism in Eukaryota, Metazoa, Arthropoda, Insecta, Diptera, Tephritidae.